AUGCCCAAUGAUGUACUCUGCACAGUUACUGACACGGAAAAUUGCCAUAGAAAAGACACCAGUACAAACUAUAAACAGAGAUAUAAUAUCGAAAUUUCAACUGCUGCGAAUAGUGUGGUUAGACUUGAAAACAAUGCAAAAAAGACAAAGGAUUAUGAUAUUGUCAACGUGAAACAAGACGGUGUGACAAUUCAAAUAAUAAAAGGUGGCAUUUAUACAUUGAACUUGGGUGCGAGUGGAGUUAAAGUGAUGUGUAUUGAUGAUGAUACAGACAGUAACAAAUGUACAAUUGUUGUCAAUACUUAUGUUGAUACAAAUCAAAUCAAUUUACUUGGAAAGAACAUCAUUUUGGAGGAAGACCUCAAUAUUGAUAAUGUAAUAUCCUAUGUCAAAAUAACAAGAGACGUCUCUUUGAGUACAUUUGAAGCAACACAAAUGUACAUUAAAAUAGUUGAGAAGGGCAUUAUAAGAGUGGAACAAUAUGCAUCUUUUGGAUCACUUUUGCUUGUAAAAAUCACAUAUUUAUGCAUUUGA
Molecule: messenger RNA, 534 nt
Organism: Entamoeba invadens IP1
Lineage: Eukaryota; Evosea; Mastigamoebida; Endamoebidae
Exons: 1
Coding region: 1-534 (177 amino acids)
Source: RefSeq, a predicted model, not a curated record